Desarmillaria tabescens is the source of this 918-nucleotide messenger RNA. RefSeq lists its product as uncharacterized. The annotation marks the transcript as partial. The transcript has 11 exons. NCBI's taxonomy places the organism in Eukaryota, Fungi, Basidiomycota, Agaricomycetes, Agaricales, Physalacriaceae. The record is from RefSeq and is a predicted model, not a curated record.
GUGGAUCAGAGCCAGCAGAAUACGGGGACCGCCCGUGAAAUCGCAAAUCUGUGCUUGAAGGCUCAUGUCACGUUAUCUGAGCAUCUGCAGAGCGUAGAAAUCACGCCUACGUUAUUGGACAGUAUUCGACAAUUUGAAGCGGAUUUGAACGACUUCCAAAACACUGUGGAAGAGUACGAACAGAAGAUGUUAAUCGAUCAAACCCUCUAUUCUAAAUCGUACAACGAUGAAUUGCAACGCCUCGAGAAACGGGUUAACAGUACACUGUCGCUUUUCCAAAUCAAGAAGUUACUUUCGCUUGAAGAAACCUCCGCAAAGAUUUAUGCAUACCUACAGCGCAUUGAACAGAAUACUGUGGUGCUCAUGAAUCGCUCCGAACCUGCUCCAAAGCCAGAAGAACCACUGGUAGAUAUUGUGCGGCGAAGUCAUCUCACUCUCUGCAAAGAUAUUGUUCGUCGUCCAGGGUAUAGCUUUCAAAGAGCAGAGAUGCAUGGAAAGAUCGUUACCAUCAAAGUGUUCACAGGCUCUGAAGCAAAAUCGACGUGGGAAGCGUCAAAUGAGUUGGACUUGAAAGUUAUACACCCCAAUCUACCCCACCUUAUCGGAGUUUCAAGUUCUGAUGAGCGGGGGGCGUUGUUCUCGGUGUAUGAUCUCGAUAUCAAGUGCCGAUUGGAAGAUAUCAUCCUGCCAAGAUUGAUGAUGAUGGAUUCUGACGAUACUUUGCUAAAGAGAAUGUCUGAUGAGGUAGAGAGCGCAUGCAAGCAUUUGAAAGAACAAACUUGUUUGUUUGCUCUGUUUGAAGAAAUAUGCUUUGAUAUUUUUUAUGAUACCCGUGACCGAUUCGUUGUCUCGCUCCGUCUGGAAGAGUCAAAAGCCUUGGUCUCUCCUGCGGGUGAUAUCAAAAUGUCAUUAGAGUAA